Exophiala aquamarina CBS 119918 is the source of this 1350-nucleotide messenger RNA. Its product is annotated as xaa-Pro dipeptidase. Bases 1 to 1350 code for a protein of 449 amino acids. NCBI's taxonomy places the organism in Eukaryota, Fungi, Ascomycota, Eurotiomycetes, Chaetothyriales, Herpotrichiellaceae. The record is from RefSeq and is a predicted model, not a curated record. The transcript has 2 exons. Gene Ontology annotation, molecular function: metalloaminopeptidase activity; manganese ion binding.
AUGUCAUUGACAGAUACAACUCUCAAGCAAAAAUAUCCUGCCAAAGCCCACGCCCGGCGAGUGGCAAAAUAUCUGACUGAUCGAGGGCUUCCUCGUGAUGGAGUCAUAUAUCUUGAGGCCCAGAAAACCGUCAUGGUCGAGGACGACGACCAGGCGAUGCACUUUCGCCAACGGCGGUACUUCUUCUACCUCUCUGGCUGCAAACUACCAGAUGCUUAUGUCACGUACAACAUUCCCCAGGACAUUUUGACGCUGUUCAUCCCCCCGAUCGAUCCCGAGAGCGUUAUCUGGGCUGGGCUUCCCGAAUCGAAGGACGAAGCACUGCAAAGGUAUGAUGUCGAUAAUGUGCUUUAUAGCAACGAGGUCAAUGCAGCUUUGGCUGCUUAUGGCCCAUCAGCUUCGACGACUGUGUACGCAAUCCCAGAGCAGAUCUCAGAACACAUCACGUUUCUCCCUUUUGCACAAACCGAAUUUGCCUCUUUGAAGACUGCCAUUGACGAAUGUCGCGUGGUCAAAGACAGCUAUGAGGUGGCAUUGAUCAGAAAAGCAAACGAGAUUUCAACUUUGGCGCAUAUCGAGGCGGCGAAGGUGACUCUGACCGCCAGCAAUGAGCAAGAGAUCUAUGGCGCCUUCAUCGGAACAUGCAUCUCAAAUGGCGCUCACGAACAAGCAUACCAUUCCAUCUGUGCUAGUGGCACCAGCUGCUCGACUUUGCAUUACAUCCGCAAUGACCAACCUCUCCGCCAGAGGCUGAACAUCCUCCUCGAUGCCGGCGCGGAAUAUGAAUGUUACUGUGCUGAUAUCACGCGUACGUUUCCUGUCAAUGGGUCAUUCACUGCGGAAUCCCAGACAAUCUACAACAUUGUCGAUGAAAUGCAGUCGUCCUGUUUCAAGAUGCUCAAGGCGAAUGUGCGAUGGGAGGACGUGCAUGAAAAUGCUCACUGGGUCGCAAUUCGAGGCCUGAAAAGUGCAGGUAUCCUCGUAGGCGAUGAGCAAGAGAUCUUCGACAAACGGAUCAGCGUCGCCUUCAUGCCGCAUGGGCUGGGCCAUUACCUAGGCAUGGAUACACAUGACACCGGCGGCCAUGCUCAGUAUGAUGACGAAGAUACCAUGUUCAAGUACCUACGAGUACGAGGAAAUGUGCCUGCUGGUGCGGUAAUAACCGUAGAGCCUGGUAUCUACUUCUGUAAUUUCAUUCUCGACCCAGUCCUGGAAGAUCCGGAGUUAGGGAAAUACAUUGACAAGCAGGUGCUGGAGAGAUAUUGGGCUGUUGGAGGCGUUCGAAUUGAGGAUGAUGUGCAUAUCACCGAAAAUGGAUAUGAGAAUCUGACCGAUACACCAAAACUAUAG